Messenger RNA from Salvelinus sp. IW2-2015, 1035 nucleotides. The record is from RefSeq and is a predicted model, not a curated record. Lineage: Eukaryota; Metazoa; Chordata; Actinopteri; Salmoniformes; Salmonidae.
UCAGUAUGUGGGACUGACACAUAGUGUUGCUAUCACCUUGGCUUUGUCAUGACUUGUUUCUGUCAUACCUGAGUUUGAUGGUGUUUGGUGGGAGGAGUUGUGGUCUCAGGUGAGAGGGAGUCAUAGUUCCCAGACACAGACCACAGAGAUAUGCCAGGGAACAGCCGUGCCCACGCAGCCCUCCACAUGCAUGCAGCAUCACCGCUGUGACAGGAUGGAUGAUAGAUGACGAGGCAUGCCAUGAGGAUAUAGGCGGAACUUCAAGGAUGUUUCAAAUUCUAUAUCACAAACUCACUUCAGACUGUGUGGGCUUCUCUAAGCCCAGCUCUAAUAACCAGCUCUGAGGCUUCUCUCCCUUCCUCCCCUCCGUCUGUGUCCAUGUGUAAUACAGCUAUUGAUCCUGUCUCAACUUCAAUCAGGGAUGAGGAUGGACUCCCCUCUACCUCUCCUCCAUGCUCUCCUGUCCUCUCUCUGCCAUCCUUCUGCUCCUCUUCCUCCCUGUCGCUCUGCCUCAGGACCAGGGCUCAGGGGCACAGGGAGCUGGCUGUGGUCAUACACCGAAAAGUGGAGCAGGCACUGCGGAGGACAGACACAAGUGGCAGGCGGCAGGUCCUGAGGCAUGGAAACAGAGACGCCGUGUCACGACGGCAGUGUCACAUGGCUUCACUACCCUCAACACACUCAGUGACCCAUAACCAGAGGGCAGGUCACAGGUCAGGGAGUGCUGGUCUGAGGAGGACAGUCAGUCUGUCAGUUGUGGAUGAACAGGCCUCAACAGAGCUGCUGCAGCACAGAGGAUGCCUCUCCCCACAGCACAACACACUGCCUCCUCAGACAGACACAGAGAUCUGGGAGAAUGAUGUGUGUGAGGGAGCGUAUGAGGGGCUCACCCCAGGGCUGGUGUACCUGGAGCAUGUGUGCCGGAUGCUGGAGGAGAUUGCUAGGCUACAGAUGCAUAACCAGAGUUUACAGGUGGAGAUGGAGGCUCUCCGGGAGCAGCAGGAGAGCAGGGUAAGGGGAUAWGUUGACAUUUGA